This is a messenger RNA of Microthlaspi erraticum, 498 nucleotides long. The record is from the annotation of a GenBank genome assembly. NCBI's taxonomy places the organism in Eukaryota, Viridiplantae, Streptophyta, Magnoliopsida, Brassicales, Brassicaceae.
AUGUACAAGCAUGUAGAUGAAGCUACCGGAGAGUUAACGAAAGAUUAUAAGCAAGGGCUUACUGAAUAUAUGUGUUUUGCUACAAAUCAAGAGAUUCCAUUGGAGCAAGGUAAGAUGUAUUGUCCUUAUUCUUCAUGUGGUAAUGAAAACAUUAUCAUGGUGGACACUAUUUGGAAGCACUUGUACACCCGGGGAUUUAUGCCUGGUUAUUAUAUAUGGUUUUCCCAUGGAGAAGAUUUUGAAAAUUUAGCAAGCACUAGUAAUCAAGUUGGUGAAGAUGGAUAUCAUCAAUUUGAUCAUGAUAUUGAUAAUAGUGUUGAAAAGCAAGGAAAUUUGCAUGAUGAUCCAACUGGUACUGUGCAGAUGGUGACAGAUGCUUUUCGUGAAACGAUAGAAACCCAAACCGACGUUGAAGAACCUAAUUCAGAAGCGAAAAAGUUUUUCGAUGUGCUUGAUGCAGCAAAACAUCCAAUUUAUGAUGGUUGUGGAGAAGGUUAG